AUGCUCGCUCCGUUAUACAAGCUAUUAAAGGUGGGAUCGAAAUAUGAUUGGAGUAGCCAAUGUCACAGUGCAUUCCAAGAAGUAAAGAAGGUGCUGGCGAGCAGUGAAGUCUUGAUGCACUACUCGGCCGAGUUACCGUUAGUGUUGACGGCAGACGCUAGCGGUGUGGGGGUGGGCGCCGUGCUGUCGCAAGUGACGGCGGCCGGCGAGCGGCCCGUCGCAUACGCCUCGCGCUCGCUCACAUCGGCUGAACGUAAUUAUUCUCAAAUUGAUAGGGAGGCGUUAGCUAUUAUUUACGGAAUACGCAAAUAUCACCAGUACUUGUACGGAAGGAAGUUUAUACUGAGAACGGAUCAUAAACCCCUAACAUAUAUAUUUGGUGACAAAGUUGGUAUACCAGUUAUGUCAGCCUCUAGAUUGCAACGUUGGGCCGUUCUGUUAUCGGGGUACAAUUAUGAUAUUGAAUACGUGUCGUCCAAAAAGAAUUGCGCCGACGCAUUAUCGCGCUUGCCGUCUAAAGUUACUAACGAUAGCGCAGUUAAAGAAGUAACGUAUGUCAAUUUUGUUGAGAACUUUUUACCGAUAACAAACUAUGACGUCAGCAAGGCCACCUUUAAGGAUGUAAGAUUAAGUAAAAUUAAGGUUUAUAUAGAAUCUGGCUGGCCACAUUUUUGUAACGAUGAUGAUCUCAAACCAUUUUUCAUCAGGCGAAAUGAAUUAUAUAUUGAAGGCGGCUGUAUUAUGUGGGGCUAUCGCAUGAUUAUACCUCAGUCUUUGAGACAAAUAAUAUUGAAACAGUUGCACAGUAGUCAUAUGGGUAUAGUUAAGACGAAGAGCUGGGCCAGGAGUUAUGUAUGGUGGCCGCGCAUUGAUGACGAUGUGGAGACUAUGUGUCGUAGCUGUGAGACGUGUGCGCUGGAGGCGGAUGCGCCGCCUCACUCCGUACCUCAACAUUGGCCUUAUUUACCUCAACCGUGGACACGGUUACACAUAGAUUUUCUAGGGCCUUUAAAGGGUAAAACCUUUCUAAUAUUAGUGGAUUCGACAUCUAAAUGGCUUGAGGCUUUUGAAACAAAACACACCAAUGCGUCAGCUAUUAUAAAAAUCCUUCGAACAACUUUUGCACGAUUCGGUCUUCCUGCGGAACUAGUUUCGGAUCAAGGUCCGCCGUUCACCAGUAGAGAAUUUUCUGAGUUUCUAAAACUUAAUGGAAUUAAGCAAUCUUUUUCGCCAGUUUACCAUCCAUCUUCUAAUGGUGCUGCGGAAAACGCCGUCAAGUUAUGUAAGCGUGCUAUUAAAAAAGCGCAUAGGGAUAAAGUCGAUAUAGACGCCGCAUUACAAACUUUUCUUCUUACUUACAGGAAUACUAUCCAUAGCACUACAGGGGAGACCCCUGCAAUGAUAUUACAAAAACGUAGAUUACGUUCACGUUUUGAUUUAUUAAGAAACGAUCGAGCUAUAAUAGAUAGAAUACGCGUUGCACAGGAUAGGCAGGCUCAAAACGCGGGUGGCGUAAGACGCCUCUUUGAACAAGGAGAUAUGGUUUGGGCAAGGGGCUAUGGUCAACAAGAUAAGUGGGUUAAAGGUCAGGUCCAUGGCAGGGAAGGUUCUCGAAGGUAUAUCGUGGAGGGGGAUGGCGGUCAAUUUAUAAAGCGGCAUGUGGAUCAAAUACGUCAUAGGUCACGUUUUUCUGAUGUUACUUGUCCUGAUAUUGGGCCUGGUGACUCGGCGGCGAGUGUGGGUGAAAAUGCCAUGUCAUCGCUGGGGGAUGAGGUGGUGGAUGAGAGUAGAGAUGACUUUAGCCAACAACAUAAAGAACCGGUUGACUUUCCACUUCAGGCUAAAGAUAAUGGCAUCGAACCUUUAGUGCGCGACGAUAGCGCCAAUAACAAGUCUCCUACUCUCUGUUCACCACUUCCAGGAGCGUCUGAAUUACGGCCAAAACGAGAGCGCAAACCAGUAGUCAGAUAUGGUUUCGAAUUUGAUUAG
Messenger RNA from Trichoplusia ni (cabbage looper), 1989 nucleotides. RefSeq lists its product as uncharacterized. NCBI's taxonomy places the organism in Eukaryota, Metazoa, Arthropoda, Insecta, Lepidoptera, Noctuidae. The transcript has a single exon. Bases 1 to 1989 code for a protein of 662 amino acids. Gene Ontology annotation, biological process: DNA integration. Gene Ontology annotation, molecular function: nucleic acid binding. The record is from RefSeq and is a predicted model, not a curated record.